UGUAAGCAAUCAAUUGAGCCAGUUAUAUUUUAACAAUUACUAAUUUAAAAGAAAGCAAGUUGGUAAAAAACAAAGGCCAAGUAAGCAGCUCAACUUUUGCACAAGCUGCAUCUUCGAUAGCUAACACUAACAGAUUUUUACGAGCUUUGCUGUCUAUUUAAUGGAUGAAGAGUUACAGAAAUUGCAACAGGAUAUGCCCACAUUCAAGUGCGUGCUGCUGGGCGAUGGUGCCACUGGCAAAUCGACAUUUAUCAAAAAGCAUUUGACUGGCGAGUUUCAAAAGAAUUAUGUGGCCACGUCGGGUGUCAAACCUUAUGCCUUGGUUUUUAAUACGACGCGUGGUCCCAUUCGCUUCAACGUCUGGGAUACAGCCGGUCAGGAGAAGUUUGCUAGAUUCCAAGAUGUCAACUAUAUGGUAGGCCAGUGUGCCAUGAUCAUGUUCGAUGUAACAUCGCGUAUCACUUACAAGAAUGUGCCCAACUGGCACAAAGGCUUGCUGCGCGUUUGUGACAAGAUUCCCAUAGUGCUGUGUGGCAAUAAAGUUGAUGUUAAAAAUCGCAAAAUCAAGCCCAAGCAUAUUGUAUAUCAUCGCCAGGAAAAUUUGCAGUAUUUUGAAAUUUCUGCUAAAUCGAAUUUGAAUUAUGAGAAGCCAUUUCUUUGGCUCGCUAGCAAGCUGAUUGGCGAUCCAAAUCUAGCAUUAGUUGAAAUGGCGGCGCUGCUUCCGCCUGAGAUAAAAUUAGACAAAGACUUGCAGCUGGAACUUGAUCGCGAUAUGAAAAGAGCGCUACCCCCAUUGCCCGAUGAGGAUGAUGAGCAGUUAUAAGCAAACGUUUUGUAAGAAAUUUGGCUAUAAACAACAUUAGAAUAAUUACAACAAAAAAACAACAAGCUUAAGCUGAAGCAAAUGAGUCUAAAAACAAUUAAUUUAUAAA
Molecule: messenger RNA, 932 nt
Organism: Drosophila busckii
Lineage: Eukaryota; Metazoa; Arthropoda; Insecta; Diptera; Drosophilidae
Product: GTP-binding nuclear protein Ran-like
Exons: 3
Coding region: 161-823 (220 amino acids)
Biological process (GO): protein import into nucleus; ribosomal subunit export from nucleus
Cellular component (GO): nucleus; cytoplasm
Molecular function (GO): GTP binding; GTPase activity
Source: RefSeq, a predicted model, not a curated record